AUGCCCUUGUCGAGCAUUCCCAUCCCCGUGCUUCUUCUCUGGGCCAUCUGGCUGCGUCAAAGUCAAGGCCAGGCUCAGUCGCUUCAGUUUUCCAAUGUUCCCGAGUCAAUCAACGAAGGUGUAGAAAUCUUCAUAUCUUGGACCGGCGGAGAUGGAAUGACGCCUAUCGCCGUGGAUUUGGUCCAAGAUGGGAGGAUCAUUGAUGAUGUCUUUAACGACGAUUCCGAUGAUGACGAGGGCAUUGUUCAACAGUUUGAGUGGGAUGUCGACAUUGGUGACAAUGCUGGGGGAUAUUACAGCUUGCGCCUGAUUCAAGGUACUCAGACCGUCGACUCGGCCCCGAUAAAUAUCAUCGACGAGUCGGGACGAAGUGCUACGGCCCCUCUUCCUAGUGCGACGACUUCGCAAGGUGGUUCUGGUUCGACUGCGCCGCCAUAUAUUACCACAUCUGCUGGCGGUACAACUGAUACUGGAAACCCUGUAUCAGCUUACGAUACAUCGACCACCACGGCGGGCACUACAGGCACGACAAGGUCCGCUGGCGGUUCUGGCGCCGCUGCUACUACGGCAACGUCUCAGCCGGGCAACUUGACGGAUCCUUCUUUGCUCGGCAGCGGUGGCGGUAGUAGCGGCUCUGGUCUAAGUGGUAGCGCGAUCGCUGGACUCGUCAUCGGCGUUCUCGCAGCGCUGGGUCUAGCAGGCCUGGCGAUCUGGUUCCUGCGACGACGCAAGCGGACACAUACUCGUACGCGUCAAGAAUCGAAUUACUUGGUCCCGUCCAACCACGAAAAGGGCCUUGGAGGUGGCCAGGAUGCGACUUAUGUAACGCCAGCCACGGUCGCUGGUACUGGAACUGGAGCUCCAGUAGGGACAAACACGGCGACGACGUUACCAAGUAAAAUUUACGAGAGGGCCGAACUGGACGGCCAGCCCAAGCCGGUGCACGAAUUGCCGACAGUGGAGGAAGGAGAUGCGCCCAGAUACAGCGAGCUUGACAGUCCCGAGACUAAAGCAGCAGGUUGGAGCUCUAACUCCAAAUCUGAUUAA
Molecule: messenger RNA, 1047 nt
Organism: Fonsecaea pedrosoi CBS 271.37
Lineage: Eukaryota; Fungi; Ascomycota; Eurotiomycetes; Chaetothyriales; Herpotrichiellaceae
Exons: 3
Coding region: 1-1047 (348 amino acids)
Source: RefSeq, a predicted model, not a curated record